Molecule: messenger RNA, 1368 nt
Organism: Aspergillus oryzae RIB40
Lineage: Eukaryota; Fungi; Ascomycota; Eurotiomycetes; Eurotiales; Aspergillaceae
Exons: 1
Coding region: 1-1368 (455 amino acids)
Molecular function (GO): oxidoreductase activity
Source: RefSeq, a predicted model, not a curated record
AUGGCUGUCAGGAUUGCGAGAUUCCUUGGUCUUUCCACCGUCGCCUAUCUUGCUUUGGCGAAUGGGAUCGACGCCCGCGACACCAUCUCUCGCGAUGUAAUCAUCCUUGGUGGUGGCAGUUCGGGAACAUAUGCCGCGAUUCGUCUUAGGGAUCAAGGCAAGACCGUCGCUGUCGUUGAACGCAACAACUAUCUCGGCGGUCACGGCGAAACCUACUACACCGAAGAUAAUACGCCUCUGAACUUCGGUGUAGAGGGAUUUUUCAACACGACCGUGACUCGGAACUAUCUUGAACGACUUCAGGUGCCCUAUGGGCGCCGCGACCCUGCUCCCGCGCACGAGGACUACGUGAACCUCAACACAGGGCAAAGAACAGAAUACACUCCAGGCCAGCUUCAGGACAGGGAGGCAUUCGCGAAAUGGGUCGACGCCAUCUCUCAGUUCGGGUUCUUAGAUGACGGCGUCUACCGAAUCCCAGAGCCGGUGCCAGAGGACCUCAUCAGUCCGUUCGCGGACUUCGUGAAGAAGUACCAUCUCGAGGAUGCCGUGUACGCUCUCUUCUCUCACACAUCUGGCGAUGUCCUGGAAAUGAUUACCCUCUACGUCAUUCAGUACAUCGGAGUUCCCCAUGCCGCUGCCUUGAAUGAGGGCUACGUCCGUCCCAUCGAGGGAAUUGCCGCCCUGUACAAGAGCGCUGGCAAAGAACUUGGUAGUGACGUUCUCUUGGAAACGACCCCUGAGGCCGUUCAGCGAUUCGAGGAUGGUGUUGAAGUCAUCGUGCGCAGUGCUGAUGGGACCAAGACUCUCCUUAAGGGCAAGCAACUGCUAGUCACCAUUCCGCCCCUGCUGGAAAACCUCCACGGCUUUCCACUCAGCGACCAAGAAUCCCGCCUUUUCUCAAAGUGGCAAUAUCACCAGUACUGGGCAGCGCUGGUCAAUGACACCGGUCUGCCGGACGAUGUGAACAUCGUAAACGUCGACACAGAGCGCCUAUACGGUGUUCCCGAGGAGCCAUUCAUCUGGCGCCUGGAUAACCAUUGGGCCCCCGGCUACCACAAUAUUAAGCUGGUUGGUGGAUCUGAAUUCGGAGAAGACGAGGCGAAGGCGUACAUGUAUGAGAGGCUCGAUCUUCUCCACGCAGAGGGAACAUACGCUACGCACAAGCCUGAGAUUGUCAAGUUCGCGAGCCACACUCCUGUUACCAUGUUUGUUUCAGCGGAGGAAAUCCGUGGAGGGUUCUAUCGGCAGCUGUAUGAGCUCCAAGGGCUGAACAGCACGUUCUGGACGGGCGCCACUUGGGCGUCAGAUUACUCGACCUUGCUGUGGGGGUAUACGGAUGAGGUUCUCGAUCAGAUGGCUUCUUCCUAA